Molecule: messenger RNA, 2667 nt
Organism: Mus musculus (house mouse)
Lineage: Eukaryota; Metazoa; Chordata; Mammalia; Rodentia; Muridae
Gene: Zfp652
Product: zinc finger protein 652
Exons: 5
Coding region: 185-2011 (608 amino acids)
Biological process (GO): negative regulation of transcription by RNA polymerase II; regulation of transcription by RNA polymerase II
Cellular component (GO): nucleus
Molecular function (GO): DNA-binding transcription repressor activity, RNA polymerase II-specific
Source: RefSeq, marked validated
AGAACAGCCCUUUUUGACUUAAGGUGGCGGUGGUGCUGUGACACAGGAAGAACUGCAUGCAGGCUGCAGGAGUUUCUUAUUCUCACUUCUUGAGUAGUUAGUUCUCCGUGGAGGGAGAAAGAUUUGAGUCUUAAUUGCCCUGUUUUCAAGGUGUUCUGUGUCGUCUGAACUGGGCCACUUCCUAAUGAGCUACACAGCCAGUCCUUGUCCGGAGCUGGUUGAACCCUGUGCAGUGCAUGCAGAAGGAAUGGCCCAGGAAGAGAGCCAUCGAAGUCAGGCGCCACCCACCUUCUACCAUGGUGCCAGCCAGGAGCUCGACCUGUCCACCAAAGUGUAUAAAAGGGAGUCUGGAAGCCCUUACUCUGUGCUAGCAGACACCAAGAUGAGCAAACCACAUCUCCACGAGACGGAGGAGCAGCCAUAUUUCAGGGAGCCAAGGGCAGUGUCUGAUGUGCAUACUGUCAAGGAAGACCGGGAGAAUUCUGAUGACACGGAAGAGGAGGAGGAAGUCUCUUACAAAAGGGAGCAGAUCAUAGUGGAGGUAAACCUUAAUAACCAAACAUUAAAUGUCUCUAAAGGGGAAAAGGGUGUCUCUUCCCAGUCCAAAGAGACGCCUGUCCUUAAGACAAGCAGUGAGGAAGACGAGGAAGAGACUGAGGAGGAGGCCACAGAUAACAGCAGUGACUACGGAGAGAACGGACGGCAGAAGAAAAAGGAGAAGCAAGUGGAGAGAGUCAGGGUUACACAGAGGCGAACCCGGAGAGCGGCCUCUGCUGCCGCAGCUACCACUUCCCCUGCACCCCGCACAACUCGAGGCCGUAGGAAAAGUGCAGAGCUACCCAAGAGGAAGAAGCGGGCCACCAAGGAGGCUAAAGCGCCAGUUCAGAAAGCUAAGUGUGAAGAGAAAGAGACUCUGACCUGUGAGAAGUGCCCCAGGGUGUUUAAUACUCGCUGGUACCUGGAGAAGCACAUGAACGUUACUCACAGGCGCAUGCAGAUCUGUGAUAAAUGUGGCAAGAAGUUUGUCCUGGAAAGUGAGCUGUCCCUUCACCAGCAAACAGACUGUGAAAAAAACAUUCAGUGUGUUUCCUGUAACAAAUCCUUCAAGAAACUCUGGUCCCUUCAUGAACAUAUCAAGAUUGUCCAUGGAUAUGCAGAAAAAAAAUUUGCCUGUGAAAUUUGCGAGAAGAAGUUCUAUACCAUGGCUCAUGUACGAAAACACAUGGUUGCACACACAAAAGACAUGCCAUUUACAUGUGAGACCUGUGGAAAGUCUUUCAAGCGCAGUAUGUCACUCAAGGUGCACUCCUUGCAGCAUUCUGGAGAGAAACCCUUCAGAUGUGAGAACUGCGAUGAGAGGUUCCAGUACAAGUACCAGCUCCGCUCCCACAUGAGCAUCCACAUUGGGCACAAGCAGUUCAUGUGCCAGUGGUGUGGCAAGGACUUCAACAUGAAGCAGUACUUCGACGAGCACAUGAAGACGCACACUGGAGAGAAGCCUUUCAUCUGUGAAAUCUGCGGCAAAAGCUUCACCAGCCGACCCAACAUGAAGAGGCACCGCAGAACUCACACAGGCGAGAAGCCCUACCCCUGCGAUGUGUGCGGUCAGCGGUUCCGCUUUUCCAACAUGCUGAAGGCCCACAAGGAGAAGUGCUUCCGAGUGACCAGCCCAGUGAAUGUGCCGCCAGCUGUCCAGAUCCCACUGGCCUCAGCUCCAGCUGCUCCCGCUCCGGCCGUGGCCAACACUCCCACCAGCCCAGCCCCUGCAGUCAGUAUGAGCCCCGUGGGUGCUGUGCUUCCCUCGAGACCCGUCCCGCACCCUUUCUCACACCUGCACAUACACACGCAUCCACACCACGCGCACCACCUCCCCAUCCCUCCUGUGCCUCACCUGCCCCCACCCCCAGCCCUCUUCAAGAGUGAACCCCUAAACCACAGAAGCCAGAGCGAGGACACCUUUCUGAGACACCUGGCAGAGAAGAACAGUGCGGCCCCCGCCCAGCACCAUUAGCCCUAGCCAGUGCCGUCCCCACGGUGAGCUGGCAGAAGGGACGCAGCCGUACUUCUCUGGGGUCUGCCUGACUCCACGGCCUCCUUCAGGGCCUUCACCGUUGUCCUGGUGAGCCCUCAGACUGGCCUGACGGAGUGAAGACGACGACUGCCCUUGAAACCAGGGGAACCACCGAACUAAAGCCCAAUUUGCUUGCAUUUUCUGAUGACUUUUAUAAAUUUCAGAUACUGUGACUGUGGGAUUUUAUAAUUUCAUAUCAGCGGAUGAGGUAUGCUUGCUUUUAUAUCUCGGUCUUCUCCUCAGAGAGGGGUGGGCCUGUUUCCUUUAUACUGAUCGGGAAGGCUGUGAGGUUAGUCCAGAGCAUUAACUAUAUCACUGUGUACUGCAAUGAAUUCGGUUCAGCUUUUGGUGCUGGCUGCAGAGUCGAGCUGGCUGCGUUUCACACAAUAUCAAGCAUUAUAGAGAAGAUGGGAAUUUUCUUCUUUGUGUAGCUCUUUUAACACACUCUUUAUUUUACUACAGAAAUUAUUUUAGAGUUUUUGUAUAGACUUUAGUAGUCUGUUUCUAAAAUGAGAUGUAUUUCAAUAAGCUGUGUAAUUUUUUCAGUGUAGCUAAACCCAUGUUGUAAAAUAGAUAAAUUUUUAUAAUCAUCAAAA